AUGGGCCUGGCAAUUCAAGCUUCCACGCAGGACUGCACCGACUUCAACUUCAAGGUGCGUUUGCAGCAUGUGUGCUUCCGUGCAAACGCAGAGACUGCAAGAACUCAUGCGACUACAGAGACUGCAGUAACUACAGCUGCGAUGCAGAUCAAUGGCGCCGGCGGCCAGAAGGUUUGCGCUGUGGACCUGGCAGGCGAGAAGUCCGAAAUGCAUCAAACGAUAUUCGGGAUGCCCGCCGAAGCAUUCAAGUCCUUCGGUCUACAAAGGAUGUGGCUGUUUACGAGCCUGACCAACACAACCUUGCAACUCCAACUACUUUGCAGAGGUGUCAUCGGCUCCUUCAUGGGCGCUGGGCCGCUCCUUUGA
This is a messenger RNA of Symbiodinium necroappetens, 366 nucleotides long. Lineage: Eukaryota; Dinophyceae; Suessiales; Symbiodiniaceae. The record is from the annotation of a GenBank genome assembly.